Molecule: messenger RNA, 6681 nt
Organism: Syngnathus typhle (broad-nosed pipefish)
Lineage: Eukaryota; Metazoa; Chordata; Actinopteri; Syngnathiformes; Syngnathidae
Gene: zc3h13
Product: zinc finger CCCH-type containing 13
Exons: 20
Coding region: 161-5524 (1787 amino acids)
Cellular component (GO): RNA N6-methyladenosine methyltransferase complex
Molecular function (GO): metal ion binding
Source: RefSeq, a predicted model, not a curated record
CAAAGAAGACCACAGGCUAUGACGCUCGUCCACCGUCAAAAUGCGGGCUCCCCGGAAAGUAUUAGUAUUUGCUUUUAAAGAAUAAAUCAAAUUUAUUCCGUUGGUAAAUCUUUAUAGUAACAUCAGAUGCGACACCGAUUCAGAAUCCUGGUCCUGCAGAAUGUCCAAGAUCAGGCGGAAGGUUACAGUGGAGAAUUCAAAAACAAUAUCCGAUAGCAGCACCAACACCGUAUCCAGCAGCACCAGCAACCCUGCCGCCCCCUCGCGGCGGCCCAGCGUGUUUGAAAGACUUGGCCCGAGCACCGGGGGUAGUAGUAAUGCUGCUGAUAGUCACUGUAGAAAUUGGCUGAAGACGGGAAACUGCAGUUACGGAAACACUUGUCGCUACACACAUGGAACUCAACCAAGAGGCAAAGGAUUUAAUUUCAGCCGGUCAGCAGAGAGACCCACCGGCGACUUGCGGGAGAGGAUGAAGAAUAAGAGACAGGACAAUGACCCAGACAGUGUAAAGCGUGAUUUGGAUGAGCCAGUAUCUCCCACAGAAAGACAGAGAGACUCCUCCAGGGGUCGACAUAGAGAGAAAGAUAUCAAAAUUACCAAGGAGCGUACUCCUGCUAGCGAAGAAGAGCCCGUCGAGUGGGAAACAAAUCGCGAAGACUCGGAUAUCGGUGAGUACGACUACGAGUUGUCACUCGAGAUGAAACGGCAGAAGAUUCAGCGGGAGCUGAUGAAGCUGGAGCAGGAGAACUUAGAGAAGAGAGAGGAAAUCAAGAAAGACGAGACACCCACCAAACCGAGAUCAACGGCCAUACAAAAAGCCUCCGCUGAGCCGUUACGAUCCCGAGACUCCUCCCCUCCACCCAGGAAGUCCAGUGGGUCCCCAAAACAAAAAAGUGGACUUAAAGGGUCAGGAAAGAAAGAGAAGAAGGCAUCUGGAUCUUCACCUGUGGCAGAAACCGCCAAAACGUCGAAAGGAUCCCACAGCAAAAAGAAAGGCCCUCGUACACCCAGUCCACCACCUCCGGUGCCUCUGGAUAUCCCCGUCGCUGUGAAGAAGCACAAAGGCAAGCAUAAGAACAAAGACAAGUGUGAAGAGAAGCAAAAAGAAGGCAAAGACCGGGGACGUGAUGCGGAAAAACACAAGGAGAAGAAAGAGAAACGCAGGGACCGAUCUGACAGUUCUCAUAAGGCAAAGCGCUCGGUGACCUCAGAGGAGCGUUCUGGUAGCGUGUCACCUUCACCCUCAGUGAGGAAGAAGUCCACGUCUCCCAAAGCUUCUUCACAUAAGGCCGCUCUACUACCGUCUCCUCCACGCAGGUCUCCAACACCUCCACGGCACCAGCGCACGCCCACACCGCCCCACAGGCGAGGCUCGCCGUCCUCCCGCUCCGACUCCUCCCCCCAGCGGCAUUCGCCUUCACCUCGCCGCCGCCGCUCGUCCUCUCCCACCUACCACCGCAGCUCCACAGUCGCGGCGGCCUCUUCUCUCCAGAGGUCCCAGCGCUCUCGCUCUCCCGCCACCUCUCAAGACGCCUCCUCCCCUCACCGCCGAUCGGCCAAAUCGAGCCCCGCUCUGCACCACUCGCGAGUGCGCGAGAGAAGCCGUGGCGAUAGGGAGAGGAGCCCGCACACUCUGGAGCGCAGACAAGAGCGCAGAGAUGAAAGCCGCAAGAAGGGCGAUAAGGACGGUAACCGCGACGACUGGGAUUUUGACUCGGAGCCGGUCUUGUCGAGGGACAGCCGCGACGACAGAGAGGCCAGGGAUGCCCGAGAGCGGCGGGAUGGCCGAGAUCGAGGACGCGAAAUGACCAGAGAGCCUCGCGACCGCAGAGACGCGAAGGAAGCCAGAGAAAGCAGGACGGAAACCCGCUCCAAUCGAGAGUCAUUGGAACGACGAGAUCGGGAGCGUGAGAAAGAGAGGGAACGGGAGAGAGAGCGGGAAAAAGAGAAAGAAAGGGACAGGAUGGACACGCUCAGAAAGGAGGAAACGGCCUCGGAGGACAGGAGUUAUGGAAGGGCUCACGGGCGUGAAGAAGGAGCAAGGGAAGGACGGACAGAGACCAGAACAGAUCGAAACAGCCGUGGGAGGGGACGUGAUUUCUCGGACAAAGGCUCGAACAGGAACUCAAGAGGGUGCCAGCUGGACAGCAGUCACGAUAACUGGGAGUCGCGAAGCGGCGCCGCACGUGAGCGGAGCGCAGAACGCAACGCCGCGGAAAGGAUUUCCGAUCGAGACAGACGAGGAGACCAGGUCCGAGACUCUUCCUACGACAGGAGAGGCGGCCACGGUGAAAGAGACCGCAGGGAUAAUCGCGAGAGAGCUUCUCCAAACAGACAUCAGAGAAGAUCGGAGGAGUCUGAGAGAGACGAACGAAGGGACGAGCGCAGAACGGACCGAGGGGAAGAAAGACGCGAGGACCGUACCAGAGACCGGGAGCGAGAGAGGGAGCGGGAGAGGGAACGGGAGAAAGAAAGAGAGCGGGAACGGGAGAGAGAGAAAGAGCGCGAAAAGGAGAGGGAAGCCGAGAGGGAGCGCACCCGGGAGCGCGAACGGGAACGAGAGAGGGAGCGAGAACGGGAGCGGGAAAGAGAGCGCGAAGAGCGGGAAAGGGAGAGGAAGGAGCGCGAACGGGAACGAGAGCAGCGGGAGCAGCGGGAGCGAGAGAGGCAGCGGGAAUGGGAGGAACGAGAGCGCGGAAGGGAGGAAAGGCGGGAGAGGAGGGAGGAUGCCCGAGAUGACCGCGCCGUUCGAGAGGCGAGGGACGAUCGCAAAACAAGUUCCCUCUUGCCUUCCAGCCGCAAGCGACCCAGGUUGGAGACCAGCCCCAGCCCCCGACCUUCGCCCAAGCGAGGGACGCGUGACCACAGUCCGGCAGACAGCGACGGCUACAACAGCGCGGAUGAGAAAAGUGAGCGUCCAAUUGGCCGAGGACUGGCCAAGCUCCACCCACAGCCCCUCCUCCCCAGCCCUGUGUGUCCACCUCCAAGUGACAGUGCAGAUAAGCAUCGCGUGCUCAGCCAGGUGGUGCGUCCCUUGGAGCCCCUGUUGCGUUCACCCUCGAGGCCCGCCGUGUCCGAUGACAAGCCGAGCCACUGGAAGGAUGAGGAGCGUCGAGGCGCUGCGGAGAAGAGGGAAGCGCGCGGUCGCCAUGAAGACCCGGAGCCCCGAAGCGAACGCAGCAGGGGAGGUGAGCGGCGGGCCGAUCAGCUGUCAGAUCCUCACCCGGACUCCCGCGGUCGAGGCAGAGACCUGCGAGACGCCACGCCGCCUCCGGUUUCUGUUGUGACUGGUGUUGACAACGAGGUCAAAGAGGUCGCUGUGUCACAGCCCCAAGAAGAAGGCAAAAAGAAAACCAAAGCACUGAGGAAGGGCAUAAAGAAAGGCCGCAAAGACGACGAUGCCGCCGCCGCCGCCACGUCUGCCGCCGGCAAAGGUCUAACCGGAGAGCGUUUCAUCCCCGAGCCCCCGCCUGCUACUUUGACAGAAGGGCCUCCAUCUUUGCUUUCACCAAGGAAGGGGGCAAAGAGGAAAGUGCUUGAGCGCAAGAGGAAACGCGGAGGAGAUUCGGAGGCAUCCGAGGAGGAUUCCUCAGUGCCUCAGCCCCACAACAAGAGGAAGCGAGGUCCUCGGACGCCGCCUCCCUCCAUGAGGCCGGGUCAUCGCGGCUCCGCGGGCAAUGCCGAAUCUGCCCAACUGUCUAAAAUGGACAACUUCAGCGACUGGUCCGAUGAGGAGGUCUCGGAUAGAGGAGGGCAAAUGGAUUCCGCUGAGCGCGCGCCGCCCGGGCCCCUCCGAAGAGGCGGUGGCCCCAGGUUGGGUCGAGAGCGCUGCAACCCGCCUCCCAUCGCCCCGCUGCUUCUGCAGGAUCCUCCGAUGCUGCUGCAGACUUUGACUCCGCAGCCCCUGAUGUCGCAGCCCCUUCUCCGCAAGCCUCCCCCGGAGCAGACGCGCAGCAGCAGCAUGGGAAGCAAUCAAAGCCGCACCUCGUCCAGGCGCCCGCGCUCGCCCUCCAACGAGUCGGCCCACCGAGAUGACCUGCCGGGCGCGCGUGCCCGCAGGGGCCGGCUUCAGCCCACCGCCACACAUGAACGGGAAAGGGAGAGAGAACGAGAGAGGCUUGCAAUGAGUGACCCGCCGGGGACGGAGAGGAAAUCACGGAUAGACCAGUUGAGGAGAGGCGAGCCGAGUCGCAGUACCUCUUCGGACCGCCAGGAUUCCCGCAGCCACAGCUCCAGGCGUAGCUCUCCCGAUUCCGAGAGGCAGGGCAGGUCGCAAUCUCGCGCCGGCUCCUACGACAGUCGCGAGCGGGAGCGCGACCGGGAGCAAUUCGAUCGGGAGCGCGAGAGAAAGGACAUCCGGCAACAGCAGCCGGGCCUGCUUCUCCAGCAACCUCUUCAACAGCAGAGAGACUGGGAUCCCGAAUCCAGGGACUGGCCCGGCAGGGGACGGGAGCCUCCGGCCAUCCGUCCCGGUCGUGAGCCCCUUCUGAGGGAGAGGGAGGCCCGGGACAGAGAACGCUUAUUGCCCGAGGGAAUCAUUCAGCAGCACGAGCGAGAGCGCGAGAAAGAGCGGGACAGGGACACCAAGGGUGAACGUGGCGGUGAUAGGGAGCGAUUGAUGAUGCUGGACUUGCCCCCCCACUGCGACUCCAGACCCGCCGUCCGGGGUGAUCCGUUGCGGCAAGACAGAGGUGACUACGAGCCCCUCCUGCCAAGAGAAGCUUUCAGCCCGCCCGACGCGGACAAACCCGGCAACAGCCACCACGCUGUGGCUGAGCAGUCUGAGACGGAGAGGAUGGACAGCAUUGAUGGAGAGGAUGAGGUGAAAGAAGACGACAGCCAGUCGGUGGCAUCUGUCGGAGAGGAGUAUGAACCGAUCAGUGAUGAUGAGCUCGAUGAAAUCCUGGCUGACAGUCAGAAAAAAGAGGACCAGCAGGAUGAGGAGAAAAUUACAGGCCCUCUGGACGUCAUUGACGUGGACUGGUCCAGUCUGAUGCCCAAACAGAAGCCGGAGCCCCGAGCGGCCGGUGCAGCUCUCCUGCGGUUCACCCCAGGGGCUGUUCUCCUCAGGGCGGGCGUCUCUAAGCGACUCGCUGGGACGGAACUCCUGGAGAAGGUCCGAGAAGUGUGCAAGGCAGAGCUGGAUGACCCCAAAGAUGCGGACAAGCUGUUCGAUCAUGACCUCGGGGCCUUGAACAUGGCAGCCCUGAACAGACGAGUGGAGAGGUCAAGCUUACUCAGCAACCUGGGACCCUGCUGCAAGGCUCUUUGUGCCCGCAGGGACCUGAGCAUCCGCAGGCAGCUUUUGAAAAAUGAUAAGGGCCUCACCAAACAGUAUCCCAUGAAUCCCGUGGUGGACAGCGACCUGCUGCAAAUGAGCAUGCGGCUUUUCCGGAGAACUGUGACUGGUCAGACUUCUGUCCAAGAAAGGACCAACGGUGGUUCCGACCCAACUCCCGAAGAUGCCCCGGCAGGCGGUAUCAGCAAGCUCCCUGCGGGACAGCCGGAGGUUUGUGUGUCAUGAGAUGCACGAGGUGGCUUUUAGUCGGGGAGCAUAUGAACAGAAUGACUUCUCCUUAUCCCGUUUCAUUGCAGACGUUCGUUUUGGUAGGAAAUAAAGCUAUGUUGGGAAUCACUAUUUACGUUCAAAAUAUUUUGCAUCGCCUGCAUGUUCCGUAUGUACUCAAAGGUUACAAGAAAUAUUUGGGGGGGGGGGGGGGGGAACGCUGUUCUGAUUUUUGUCUGUCACAAUUUCAAACAAUUUUCCUUAUUUACAAAUGGUGGAGGUAAUUGAGCAUUUCUGCUGAAGAAAAAGCAUCUUACAAACUAACACUGCUCAUUCUAAUCGCAACCUUGGAGUUUACCUCCGGAGGUCACCAACCUUGAUGGACCUGAUAAAUGCCUCUUGGGGACUGGCUAAUGUGAAGAGCUACCACUCUGAAAAAAAAAUAUUUACGUGUAAAUCACCUCACUUGGUCUUUUGGUUAUGCCCUCCAACUCUGACCUUUAAACUAUACAGUGUACCCAUUUGUUGUCGCGCCGUUUGCAUUCCAAUUCGGAAUUUCCCUCGGAACUUCCCAAUAUUGCAGCAAUAAGUGAAAUCCGCAAAGUGGAGGUUGAUUUUUAUUUUUUCCCCCUCCAAGCAUUACACGUUUUUUGUUCGGUUUUAGUUGACUUUGUUAGAUUGUGAUAAAUGCCUUUAUGAUUAAAUUGUUAUUUUCAUUUAUUAUCUUUUUUAAUUAUAUAUUUUCUUUUUUAAAUUUACAGUACUGUAUUUUUACUUUUUAAUGUUUUUUUAAAAUAUAUUUUUGCAUUUUAUUAUAAAUGAUUUAAGGUUACAUUUGGAUUACACACAAAAAAAUAUUGAAUAAGCAAAAUGUGAUCAUUCCAUACAACUCCAAAAAUACACCAUACCAAAUGAUUGGCACCCAUAACUUAAUAUUUGAGAUAUCCCUUCCUCUCUCUCUCUUUCGGAAUUCGACCCAGUAUUCUUUUGCCAGAUGCCCCAGACCUCAUGUUCUUUGUGUGCUUCUUUUCAAUUGCUGUUUUUAACUUCUCCAGUUGCUUUCUUAAGCCAUUUUCGGUGCUUUUUGAAGUCUGUUUUGAACCAUCGCCCUGCUCUAAGACCCAUGACCUCUUGGAGGCCUCGUUGAAUAUUUCAUAAACUACCGUGACUUGCAA